Molecule: messenger RNA, 1963 nt
Organism: Durio zibethinus
Lineage: Eukaryota; Viridiplantae; Streptophyta; Magnoliopsida; Malvales; Malvaceae
Molecular function (GO): zinc ion binding
Source: RefSeq, a predicted model, not a curated record
AUCCGACAAGGCCAGCUUCAAUAUUUCACUGACAAAACUACCCUUGAUUCUAUCCUCCAUUUUCCAUCAUUCCAAUCCCAUUCGGCUAAAACCGGAGGAUAAAUCUGUCUUCUUAUUGAGUAACUUCCAGGCUAAAAGAUAAAAGGAGGCUGUUUCCGACAUGUAAUUUGUUAAGACUCAAAAUUUCACUUUUUUUUUUUGUUGUCGCGAAAGGAAACCUUCAUAGGUCAUGAAAAUUAAGUACGAUAUCAUUAUCCCAUUAGUCUCAGCUAAUAAAAGGAGAAAAUACAAACAGGGUUAGGGAAGAACUCAAAAAGAACACGACUGGAAACAUGGGAGGAAGGUUCUUGUGUCGUGAAAAGAACGUGCUCUUCGAAGGAGUAUGUGUAAAUUUAAUAUCAACCGUCCGAUUAUAUUACGGAUUCGCACAUCACUAAAUUGAUACCACCAUCGACGAACAGAAUCUGCCUCAGACAAAGAUCCCAAAGUAUCAAUAUGAACACUAAAUCUUCCAACAACUUUGUUUCUCUGUCUUUCUCCUAUUUUUUUUAAUUGUCUAAUAAUGUAAAGAACAGAAAAGAGAUCUCUUCUCAGUUCUCUGUGCACUCACUGCACGUUUCUGUUCUUAUUGCAGUGCGUGUCUUAGUCUCAACACUUCUAGCAUGGCAUGAGUCCUUUGUCUUUAAACACCUCUUCUCUUUAAGCUUCCCUUUCUGUCUCUCUCUCUGUUCUUUUUUUUUUUUUUUCAUUUUUCUUUAAGUAUGAAGACCUAACACUGUAAAUCUUGCCAUGCUUUUACCUUUUGGUUUUUUGGCUCACUCCUUGUUUUUGGGUGUUCCAAUUUUUUUCCAUUUUAUAAAUUUUCUUGGUUAGUGAAAGGUUAAUGAAGGUACAUGGUCACCUAAUCCGAUAGUACCUUCUUCAAAUUCUCACAUUUUAUCCCAACUUUGUUCAAAACCCACUCAAAGCUUGAACUUUGAGCCUAUUGAGUAUUGAUCCUCAAACCUUGAAACUUUGAGCCAGUUAAUGCUCAUUACAGAGCCUUAGCUCCAAGUUUCAGCUUCUGGGUCUUUUCAAAAUGUCACCAUUGGAGAUGUCCCAUAUCGAUUUAGAGCAAGGAACUCGCCGCCGGAAUGGGAGUGACGUCAGUGCCGAAGAGGGUUCUUGCUACUCUCAGUUUUAUUCCACUACAGGUGGUUCGUACGAUGAGUACAGUUUUGCUUGCGCUUCUGAUGGAGAGAUUGGUGACGUGUCGGAUUCCAGGAGGGUGUCUUCAGUCUCGGAUUGUUCAGUGGAGGUGGAGAUUCAGAGUGGAGUUCCUGAAAUUAAGGUGCAUUUGGCGAAAGUUGAGAAAGAUUGUAGAAUUUGUCAUUUGGGUUUGGAAAGUAACAGUCAUGAAUCAGGUGUUCCUAUUGAAUUGGGUUGUUCUUGUAAGGAUGAUCUUGCUGCUGCUCAUAAACAGUGUGCUGAGGCAUGGUUUAAGAUCAGAGGAAAUAAAACCUGUGAGAUUUGUCAUUCUAUUGCACGCAAUGUAGUUGGAGUGAAUGAAAUUGAGUCAACAGAGCAAUCAAAUGAGACCAACAGUUCCACGGCAACAGCUGCAGUCUCAGGACCAACAUCCCAUACAGACUCUCGAAGCUUCUGGCAUGGCCAUCGCUUCCUCAAUUUUCUCCUUGCUUGCAUGGUAUUUGCAUUUGUCAUAUCAUGGCUCUUUCACUUCAAUAUGCCAUCAUCCUAAAACUCUGUAGCACAGUUCCUGAACAAAAUUGAAGGAAUGAAAAUAAGAACCCAUAAUACUGUAAAGGAACCUGGAGAAAAUUUGUUGCUGUCAUGACGAGUAAUGGAAUAGUCUACAGUCUUGUGAUGGUUAAUAGGUAUUUUAUACACCCCUCUUCUUUGUCAUACAUGUAGAAAGUUUGUUAUAUCUAAUAUAUGCACAUUCAUCAUAAUUAUCAAAGCUGUG